AUGUCAACCGCAUGUGAAUUCCAAGGUUGUCACAUGCAGGGAAUCUGCAAGCCGGAGCGAGAUCCGCAAGCACAUGCCAAAUUCUUUCUUGCGUGGUUUUCCUUCCCUCCAAGAUUUGAUCUGAAUCACGAGGUUACGACCGCCAUGCUCGACAGCAACUCGUCGCAUCUUGCUCAUGUAGCUCAGAAUGCCUCCUUGCUGUUACUGAGCCUCGCAUUCCUACCCUUGGACCUUACAAUCCUGGCAGGCAGCUAUGUUCUCCAAUGGCUAUCCAAGCUAUCUUCAAUCCUCAAUCACAAAAACCUCCGAACGAACAAUCCGAUUGAACAAAACCCAUGCACAACCAUUCUGGUGACUGGAGUCGGUAUGACCAAGRGACUGUCUCUCGCAAGACUUUUCCAUAAUUCCAACCACGCAAUACGAGUGAUUGGAGCCGAUUUCGAACCGAUAAGGACUCCAGUCCCAGGGAGGGUGUCGGUUUCGUUGGACAAGUUCUAUCGUCUGGAGAAGCCCACUGCAGAAACUGGUGGAUCCGCUCGCUAUGUCCAAGGUCUUCUCGAUAUCAUCCUGCGGGAAAAGGUUGCACUAUGGGUAAGCUGCUCUGGAGUGGCUUCUGCUGUUGAGGACGGCGAGGCGAAGGAAAUUGUUGAGAAGCGUACCGACUGCCGGGCGGUACAAUUCGAUGUUUCCACCACGCAGACUUUGCACGAGAAGGAUACCUUCAUUGCACAAGCGAAAAGCUUUGGGUUGACCGUGCCUGACACGCAUACCAUCAAGAGCCAUGAUGCUGUAUCAGCAGUGCUGGCCAAUGCUCCGUCGGAGCGUAAGUACAUUCUCAAACCCAUUGGAAUGGAUGAUUCGGCUAGAGGAGACAUGACAUUGUUUCCCAAAGCAACCCCGGAAGAGACUCUUCAACACAUCUCUCGGCUCAAGAUCUCUGAAAGGUCUCCUUGGAUCUUGCAACAAUUCGUAAGAGGCAAUGAAUACUGCACACACUCGUUGGUGGUCCGAGGGGAGGUCAAAGCAUUCGUAGCCUGCCCUUCAGCAGAGUUGCUUAUGCACUACACUGCACUCUCCCCUGACUUUGCUCUAAGCAAAGCAAUGCUCAAUUUCACAGAGACUUACGCUAAGAAUGGUGGAGUGGGCUUCACCGGGCACCUUUCGUUCGACUUUUUAGUCGAGGAUGACUCUCCCAGCAAUCCAGAAGACAUCGUCCUCUAUCCCAUCGAGUGCAACCCACGAGCUCACACCGCGGUAGCCCUCUUCAACAACACCCCGGACAUGGUCAAGGGAUAUCUCAGUGUCCUGGAGAAUGGAGCAACAAGCCAGAAAGGUGAAGAUAUCAUAGUACCAGUUCGACCAGCAAAGUAUUACUGGAUCGGGCACGACUUGGUCGCAGAAACCCUGUUACCAUUGAUCACUACCAAGCCAUGGAGUUUGAGUGCAGCAGAUCUUGCAAAAUCUAUCGGCAGAUUUCUCUCACAUCUCGCUUUCUGGAAGGAUGGAACAUAUGAGUGGUGGGAUCCAAUGCCAUGGUUCUUCCUCUACCAUGUGUAUUGGCCUCUGCAGUUCUUCCAUGCUCUGAGGACGGGGAGUAGGUGGAGUAGAGUCAACGUAAGCACGUUGAAGUCGUUUGGUUGUUGA
Messenger RNA from Ramularia collo-cygni, 1644 nucleotides. RefSeq lists its product as uncharacterized. The record is from RefSeq and is a predicted model, not a curated record. NCBI's taxonomy places the organism in Eukaryota, Fungi, Ascomycota, Dothideomycetes, Mycosphaerellales, Mycosphaerellaceae. The transcript has a single exon. Gene Ontology annotation, molecular function: ATP binding; metal ion binding. The coding region runs from base 1 to 1644 and encodes 547 amino acids.